Trichoplax adhaerens is the source of this 1011-nucleotide messenger RNA. RefSeq lists its product as uncharacterized. The transcript has a single exon. Gene Ontology annotation, biological process: G protein-coupled receptor signaling pathway. Gene Ontology annotation, molecular function: G protein-coupled receptor activity. Gene Ontology annotation, cellular component: membrane. NCBI's taxonomy places the organism in Eukaryota, Metazoa, Placozoa, Uniplacotomia, Trichoplacea, Trichoplacidae. The record is from RefSeq and is a predicted model, not a curated record. Bases 1 to 1011 code for a protein of 336 amino acids.
AUGAUAUCUGAUACUUUAUCAUCUUGUCAGCAUCUUCUUGCUCAUGUUUCAUUACAAUUCUUCAUCUGGCUUGUUGGCAUUCUGGCUUUUUGGGGUAACAUUUUCGUUAUUGUACGCAAUCUCCGCAUUAUUCGGGCUGAAAAAAGAAAUCAUAAAGACGACAAUGUCAACCUAUUCUUAAUCAAUAAUUUAGCCAUAUCAGAUUUUAUCAUGUCAAUCUAUUUAUUUAUCAUAGGAUUUGCUAAUUUAGUUUAUAGCAAUCAAGGUCUGUAUGGCAUACGAUCUGAGAAGUGGCUACGACAUCCCCUCUGUGCAGUAUCUUGUACUCUUAUGACUACAUCUAGCAUAGUGUCUGUAUUUUUAAUGGUAGUAAUCAGCAUCGAUCGGUUCAUCACAAUCGUUUAUGGGCUCGAAGGAAAAAAGUUAAGCCGUUUCUAUUCUCGGCUGAUUAUUGGUAUAAUAUGGCUAGGAGGAUUUACAUUUGCACUCAUACCGUCAUUAUUUAGUAUCAAUCAGCCUGGUAACAAACGAUUAUACACCUUUAACAGUAUGUGUAUGCCAAGCAAUUAUGAGAACCCUGACUACAGAGUCUGGAUGAUAGCCUAUAUCGUUUCUACAAUUAUUGCUUGGAUUAUUACAUGCUCACUUUAUAUUAGAUUGUUUAUCUACAUUCGCGAUACUGGUAAAGCUGUUACACAAGCAACUAAUCGAAAAGCAAAAGCUAGAAAAGAUAAAAUGAUUGCAUUGCGUCUAUUUAUCAUAUUAAUAACUGAUUUAAUUAGUUGGGUACCUUAUUAUAUCGUGAAUUUUGCUGGUUUCGCAUCUAGUGAUGGUGUUGACGUUAUCACACUACAAUUUAUUGGUAUAUUUGCAUUACCUAUAAAUUCUGCUCUUAAUCCAUACUUGUAUACCUUUACAAGUACGGCCGUAAUCAAAGGAUUAUUUAUUCGUCCAGCGACUCGUGUAACCUACACAAAUAGGACAAGACAACAAAAAGACGUAAGCAAAUAA